AUGUACCAGAAGUGGGCCACAGAGGAUCCUCCUAGCCGCAGGCCCGGCCCUUUCACCUCACGGCUCCGGCAGUCAUCGGAGGCGGUGAUAGCCGGCCUGCCAGCAACGGGGGCCUGGAUUGGGCCUCAAGAAUGCUCCCUGUGCUGGUGGAACGGGGCCCCUGAGGAAGAGGCCGGGGGCAAUUGUGGUUGCCAAGUGACUUGGGCUCAGGAAACCCCUUGGGAGCCGCCGCCCUUGCCCCGACCGCGUCACCAUCCUAGGAUCACCACCCCACGCCCAUGGUCGGGCCCGGCAAGGGCGCCUCUGCGGGCCAGUGGGGCCCACACGUCCAUCUAUGGCGAUGCGACCCCAGUGGAGCCGAACUUCUGCCCCCGGGCCUUCGUGGUGCACCUGGAAGGGGCCUGUGCCCAAGCGGAAGGACCACCAGCAGAAGAAGUGGGAGAAGGCUCCUGGGCACAGGGCACUGUGGGGAGGAUUUUGAGGAAACAGAGGAGCAACUUCAGCAUAAUGGGGAAAAGAAAUUCGUUUGGUGGGAUCUGUGGCACUCAUCUUCCUUUGUCAAACAACCCUCAUGAGAAUUUACCUCAUUGGAAUUUGGAAUCAGAUGUCUUCACUUUUGAAAGUAAAAACCUCCCACCUGGAAGGGAGAGUGCAGCAGGUGGUAAGCUGAAAAAGAAUCAUUUGGAAAUUCCAUUAGAACAACUGAUAGAACUUACUUUGUCGGAGAACCCACAAAAAAGAUCUCAGAAUAAUAGUAAACCAGGAAUGUUUCAGUUCUGGAGCUACCCUCAUAAUGAAGCAAUAACUAUGGAGAAUAGGGAUUUCCAAAAAUCUCCGAUGGAAAUUGGCUUUAAGGUAAAUAAUCCUCUAAGGCUCUUCACUCUGAACCACUCACUAACAGGUGCUUCUGUUGAUAAACAAGCUGGUUCUUACACUGCACUACAACAACAGAUGCCAUUAAGUCUCUGCUGGCCUUAUGCUGAUGGAGACUUUUGUAAAGAUAGACGUGAGGCUGAGAAUAAUUCAUAUCCAGCUAUAGAAUGCAACAAUGAUGAAACUUUAUCUGCUUCAAAUUGGAAUAUGAAAUAUGGGAACAGCAGCAUGGAAGAAAAUCUAACUGAUGAAAGUGAUUUAUCAGAAAAUGAAAAAGUAAAUGAUACAAUAUUCACUUAUUUUAAAAAAGUGGACCUGAACUUAAAGCCAGAAGUAAUAGAAGAUUUUGAAGAAUCUUUGUUGGAACAGCCAAGUGAAGUAUUUUCAUAUCCUGAUUUUCUCCCUCCACCUUUUAAUACUCUAGACUUACACAAACUGGCCCUCUCAAAAUCUGAAAAUUGGAAAUUAGCAUUAGAUCCUAUAGAAAGCUCCAUUGAGCAGUUGAUAAGUCGUUUAUUAGAAAUGGAAAGAAUACAACACCUGACUAUACAAAAGGAGAAGCUAAAGAUACCAGCCAACUGCUCUACUCCAGUCACUACUGAACGACCCAGUUCAUCCAAAGCUUCAUCAAAACAAAAACCAUCAAGAUAUCCUGAAUCUCUGCCUCUUCAGACAGCUUGUGUAGAUAAAGGUAGAGAAAAAAGAAAAAACAACUCUAAUUCUUGCAAACUUGAACACAAUACUUCAAAAUGCAGUUGGAACAAUGCUGGCAAAUAUAAGUGGAAUUCCAGGCCACCAUCUAUCAGAAGCUCAUCUACCACAAAGCAAAUCAUUGCAACUUAUGAUGAUUUAAAAAUUCCCAAAGGACCCUCUUUAAGUCCAUGCCAAGAAGUUUCAUCUAGACCUACUUCGAGCCAUUCCAUUACUCAAACAACUCAUCCAUUGGUUAAAAUGGUUUCAACAAGAUGUGUGCAGCCAAAGUCUCCACUACCUUUAUCUUCCCUAUCUCUUUGUUUGCCUGAGACAUCAAGAAGCAAAAAAAAACUUUAUCGGAAAACUAUAGCUAUAAAUAGACCAUUCCAUGUUCAGAAGAGGCAUUGUUUAUCUCCUUCACUUACAGCUAAAUGUGAGAAGUGCUCACACAUUGACCAAAAAUAACCUUUUUUUUUUCCUGUCAUUAUUCUCAUUGGGAGUAAACCUAGCCCACCAUACCAGUUGAAAUCUGAUGUAUUACUCCCAGUUACAGGUAUUACAAAACAAAAACAAAACCCCAAAGAUUACUUGAAGUGAUAUGAAGUAAUUCUUGUGAAAAUUACUACUUUGUGCUUCAUAUAAAUCUGGGAGUUUUUCUGAUGACAGAUUUGAUAAACCUUUUGUGUUUCAUCACCAAGAAACAUUUCAUUGAGGAAACCAAAUUCU
This is a messenger RNA of Gracilinanus agilis (Agile Gracile Mouse Opossum), 2292 nucleotides long. It is a transcript of the gene FAM217A, whose product is annotated as family with sequence similarity 217 member A. Bases 1 to 2031 code for a protein of 676 amino acids. The record is from RefSeq and is a predicted model, not a curated record. Lineage: Eukaryota; Metazoa; Chordata; Mammalia; Didelphimorphia; Didelphidae. The transcript has 7 exons.